This is a messenger RNA of Bactrocera tryoni, 730 nucleotides long. RefSeq lists its product as uncharacterized. Bases 1 to 543 code for a protein of 180 amino acids. The transcript has 3 exons. Lineage: Eukaryota; Metazoa; Arthropoda; Insecta; Diptera; Tephritidae. The record is from RefSeq and is a predicted model, not a curated record.
AUGGAGAUCUCAUGGAAGUAUUGUUGGCUCGGGUUAAUAACAUUGGUGAUUUCAAACCGUUUAGUAGACACUUUUACAAAAUUUACCAACAUCGACUGCAAAGCGUUCGACAAAUCUUUCGCCGAUUUCAAUAGUUGUCGCCUGCACGUGCCGAAACGGGGAGAGAUCGCAUUAUCCUUGCAUGUGCAGCUCCUCCAGAUACCAGUUAAUAAUGUCAGUAUAAACCUUUCAUUUUUCAAGAAAGCCAGUGGUUAUCGCCCCUUUCUAUACAAUGUUACCGUCGAUUUUUGUGAUUUUAUGGCGAACAGAAAACGUUAUCCUUUUCUAAAUAUAUGCCAUGGUGUUAUUCUGAAGGACUCGAACAUUAAUCACACCUGCCCUUUCAACCAUGACAUAAUCGUUAAAAAUCUAGUUCUGCGGGACGAUAUGUUCGGACGAAUGCCGGUGCCAGCGGGAGAUUAUAUGUUUAAGUUAAUGGUGGGCGCCUACAAUGAAUGGAAAGCUGAUGUGAAAACUUACUUCUCAAUAAAACUCAAUGAAUAGGAGCGUUAGGGUGAUGGAAUUAAAUUCAAAUAUCAAAAAUAGAUGAAAUUAUAUUAUGCAAAGUAGUAAGAAAGACGGCAACCCAUCAGGAAUAUAUUGUCAACAGAUAUUUAUCUCAAAACCUUGUAUUUUAAUGCUAAUUUUGCAAUAUUUUAUUUCUCUGAUUUGUUUGAAUUAAUAAACUUAU